Cadophora gregata is the source of this 3257-nucleotide messenger RNA. RefSeq lists its product as uncharacterized. The record is from RefSeq and is a predicted model, not a curated record. Bases 1 to 1194 code for a protein of 397 amino acids. Gene Ontology annotation, molecular function: methyltransferase activity. The transcript is spliced from 5 exons. NCBI's taxonomy places the organism in Eukaryota, Fungi, Ascomycota, Leotiomycetes, Helotiales, Ploettnerulaceae.
AUGUCUAGUCAAGACUCAAGCCAUGGUGGUUCGAAGGAGCUAGAGGACGCAACAAGCGAUGUUCUUCCUAAGACAACAUCGCCAACUUCACCAAGAUCCCCACGCUCUCCGCAAGGCAACCCUUCACGCUCAGCAACUGCAUCUCCAUCUGCCGAAGCCGCCGUCACUCCUCAGGAAUCAGGUAAUUCAGCUAUCGAAGUUGGAGAUGGCUUGGAGCCAACAGAGGAAGACUUCGAGGUUGAAAGCGAUGCCGAUACUGGCUACGGUGAUGAUGGUAGUAGUGUUGAUGCCUCUCUAUCAUCUAGCGUGAAAGAUGGAGUGAUAGAGAAUGGAUUAAGAUAUCAUGGGUUUCGGAAAGAUCGAACGUACUAUCCAUUUCCAAAUGAUGAGAACGAGCAGAAUCGAGACGACAUGAAGCAUGCUAUGACGGGGAUGAUGAUGGGCGGGAAACUUCACUUUGCCCCGAUUGGAGAUAAUCCUCAAUCAAUUCUUGAUUUAGGCACCGGAAGUGGGAUCUGGGCGAUUGACAUGGGCGACAAAUAUCCCAGUGCAGCGGUACAGGGGGUGGAUCUCAGUCCCAUUCAACCUCCCUUUGUUCCACCAAAUGUGAAGUUUGUGAUUGAUGAUAUUGAAGAUGAUUGGCUGUAUCCAGCAGACCACUUCGACUAUAUUCAUUGUCGUCACGUUACCCAGACAAUCAAAAACAGACCUCGCCUCAUGGAGCAAGCGUUCAGACAUACCAAGCCUGGUGGAUACUUGGAGUUCCAAGAAAUUGUUUUCUACACAUUUUGUGAUGAUGACAGCAUGACAGAUCCAUAUCCCAUGCGAGAUUUCAUGGAUAAUCUCAAUAUCGGUAUUGCGAAGCUUGGUGGUGAUAAUCUCAAUGCUUUGAAACUGGCAGAUGAGAUGCGCGCUGCUGGCUUCGUUGAAGUUCAAGACGUAGCACUCAAACUCCCCCUUGGCGUCUGGCCCAAGAACAAAGAAUACAAGCUUGCUGGAUUGUAUUGGAGAGAGAACAUAUCAGAGGGAAUAAGGAAUAUUGCAUCCAGGGCAUUUGUAUCGGGGCUAGGGUGGUCGGUGGAAGCUCUUGAGGUCUUCUUGGUCGAUGUCAGGAAGUCACUUUAUGAUUCGUCGAAACAUGUGUACUUUCCACUACGGAUUAUUACCGGGAGGAAGCCUCUCGAGUCAGAAUAAUGGUCUUAGGGAGUUCCACAGCUGGUAAUAAAAAAUUACUGGUUACAAGGGAACCUUGCCUCCGUCCUUGGUUUCUGCUCGAUUCGGUACAGUUUGCUGUUUCUCUCUCGUACAUUGGUUCUGACCUAGGCACAUUGCUGACAGUUCGGGUCCCCCAGCGACACCUUAGGUAGAUACCGCGAAAGCGUUGUAAUAUCUAGUGGUAUUGAGAGUCUCUAUGGUAUUUCAUGUCAUGCUAAUACUUUGCGCCAGCAUGCGGAAAAUAAUUGGAAAGAACUAAGCAGAACACCUUUAAUGGAGGUUUGCAGGAUCCCUAAGACUCUCCUGGCCCUAUAUUCUGCCCCCUCCCGAGCAAGAACAGAUCAUCCUUGGACAUUUCUAUUCCUUCCAUGAUGAACCUGCCGAUGUACCUCCACCGGCGGGAGCUCCAAUUCCAAUGCAUCAAACGACGCGAGAUCUGGUCUCCAACCCCUCAAAAAGUCAGCGAUGUUAUCGGCGCGUCCUUCACCCGCAGAAUCAGCCCAGCAUUUCAAGAACGCCCAGCACCCUUUAAACUCAUUCCAUAAUUUCUUGUUAGUGCGUAACUCCAUCACGCGGUUGUAAGUUGGAGUCUCGAUCCAGACUAUCAUUAGACCGGUUCGUGCGCGCUGGUACAUGAUGCGCGCGGUGGAGAGGAAGUGGUCUUUGAGGACGCGGAAGUACUCUUGUUGUGGUCCGCAAAAGACGAGAAAGCCGUUGGUGGCGGUGCAGACUAUGGAGUAGCGGGGGAGCCCUUGGUGGGCGGGUUAGCUUUGACCUGGAUGAGAAUGGGAUGUAGGUGCUCGAGGACGAUUCACGUACCAGUCCCAUCAUCCCAGCCGUGAUAUGGUACAUGGUCUGCUCCUUUGUGAUGCAAGAUGGCAGCACGACACUCUGCUCGAAGCGAUUCAUCUGAAGCUGAUUGUACGACAAGGUAGUGGUCGGUUGGAGAUAGUAGAUGAAGUAGCUGGUCACUACCGGUUUCAAGCUUGGUAUCCAUUGACAUGGGAUAGUAUUGAGCUGGAGGCGAUGAAGAGGUCUGCGUGGAGGGAUAGUUGGGAGUCUUUUUGGGACUGGUUUUGACAUCAAGAGAAAGCACUGGGGAGUUGCUCUCGGAUUCGAUCUUCUUUGGUUCAUCGCCUGGGAACGGUCUCUUUGGCCCUAAAAGCGCUGAUGUCAGCUCAUAUCCUCAGCUCAUAACGUCAGACGAGGAUCCUACAAAAUUGAUUCCAAGUUCGAAUUUCAAGCAUAUACUGUUGAAUGGCAGGAUCUUCGUCUUGAUAAAGGCUUGUUCGAAGGACUCGAUCUCUGUUCUCGAUCACAGCAGACCAAAGCUGACAUUGUUCUUUUGUGAGGCCAUCUAGAUCUGGCUUGGAAUUGCUGACCAAACCAGUCAAGGUGAACAUGAAUUGGAGUUGGCUGGAAUAGAUGUAUUUGUAGGCUGAAGGAGACAUUGCGAAGAUGGUAUGUAGCGAAAUGGUGUGGACGGGUUGUUGUCUUUGGGAUUUGUGAGAUGCGGUGGAAGCAGUAAAAAUGAGGCGAAAUUGAGCUUUUCCAGGUCGAAUGUGGGCUGGAGACACUUUCAACUAAUUUCCUCCAUAAAAGUUAACGAGAUUCCUAUGGUUCUCUUGGGAAAGGCAGGACAAUACAAAGGUCUUUUAGUGAAAACGAUCAAGAGAGGUUUUAAAGACUCUAAGAUUGUCAGAAUUAGGUUCAAUGAGAUCAAGGGAUAUGUCUCAUUGAGCUACUUGGUUGUUCAAAGCUAGACCGCGAUGCUCUUUAUCUCCCACGCGGAGCCCGUCUAAAAUAUAUGGAAACUACCUUAAGAUGCAAAGCCAAGAAGACUACUAAAUUCACUGACAUGACAGCGUACUAAUUGAAAAUUCUGGUAUCCAAGCGGUCCCUGGGUUUUUCGCUCUUAGAAUACCUUCUGCCAUGAGUUAUUUGGGCAACUCUUCCAGGUGAGAUAGCUCAUUGUGCUCUUCCGAUAGAUAAAUCAUAAUUUAAACAAUGCCAUCUAAGUUUGGGCAUCCCAUUAAAUAAAU